UGUGAUAAUAUGAAAGAGACGCUGAUCAGAGAGUUUUGUCAAUCCGAAUGCUUAUGGAAUCCAAAAGAUAAGAACUAUCGUUGCCAUCGAUGGAAGAAAGUCAUAAUGUCACAAAUCGCGAGGAAAAUGAGUAUCAUCUAUGCUGUCCGAGUCACUGAGAAUGAAUUACUGCGGCAGUGGAAUAUGCUUCGUGACCAGUUUCGACGUGCCAAACGAACGGGCAAAGAUCAGUGGCGAUUUUACGAUCAUUUACUGUUUUUGGAUAGUGUCGAUUUCAAUAAGGAUUCCACCUAUUGGACAGAUAAUAAUACGACAACAGUAACGGCAACAAUAUCAACUCUGCCACUAGCAAGUGCCUUAGAGAGUCUUCAGUCGUCAUCAUCAGUACCGAUCGAGAAUAUGAGUGAAUCGAUAGAGCAUCAAUCAACGCCCGAAAUGGAUAGCCAACGUGAGUCUGACGACAAGAACACAGUGGCAAGUGUAUCGUCGAGCGGUGAAAACAGCACCACGAGCAACAGUAAUUGCUACAGUAUUGAUAGGAAACGACACCUGAACAGUAGUAGCAUUGUGCGUCCAUCGUCUGCAACGAAUCUUGACCUGAUCGAUAUCGAUCUGAUUCCGUCAUCAUCAAAACGAGUCAUCAAUUAUGAUCAUAUCAAUAGCUGUAAUGUAAAUAACACGAAUAAUACCAGCAACAACUCUAAUAAUAGCAGCAAUGGUUGCACUGGUAAUCACUUGAUACCGCAGCAAUUCAUUUUGCCGAAAGUGCAAUCCGACGAUCAAUUCACACACUUCGCGCGAACGAUCGAGUCAAAACUGCGACUCGUCUAUCAGAUGUCACCUGCGGAUGGAAUUCGAUUGCAGAAAAAAAUCAGUGAUCUCAUAUUUGAAAAGGAAAUGGAAUUCAUCGAAAAAAGCACUGCGAUCACAGGCGUUGUGCACAAUUUAUUCUCCUAA
Anisakis simplex (herring worm) is the source of this 957-nucleotide messenger RNA. NCBI's taxonomy places the organism in Eukaryota, Metazoa, Nematoda, Chromadorea, Rhabditida, Anisakidae. The record is from the annotation of a GenBank genome assembly.